Molecule: messenger RNA, 482 nt
Organism: Antrostomus carolinensis (chuck-will's-widow)
Lineage: Eukaryota; Metazoa; Chordata; Aves; Caprimulgiformes; Caprimulgidae
Product: cadherin-13-like
Exons: 5
Cellular component (GO): membrane
Molecular function (GO): calcium ion binding
Source: RefSeq, a predicted model, not a curated record
AUGCAGCCCAAGACAUCUCCCAUUCUGUGCCUUAUUCUAAACAACAACAUGCAGAUAAAUGAAAAGUCUACAGCAGCAGUAACUCGAGGAGCAGUGGAAUUUGAUGACUGCAAGGGGAAUAACAAAUUGAACUUCGAAGUUUCUAACCCAGACUUUAAGGUGGAACGUGAUGGGUCUUUAGUUGCGCUAAAGAAUAUAUCGGAAGCUGGCAGAGCCUUGUUUGUCCACGCGCGGUCUGAGCACGCUGAGGACAUGGCAGAAAUUUUGAUUGUUGGAGCGAAUGAAAAGCACGGUGCAUUAAAGGAAAUCUUUAAGAUAGAAGGCAACCUUGGAAUUCCAAGACAAAAAAGGGCUAUUUUGGCAACUCCAAUAUUAAUUCCUGAAAAUCAAAGACCACCAUUCCCCAGAUCUGUUGGCAAGGUAAGUCAACAAAGAACUGGAUCAAAUUUUGAUAUUAAUUUUUCUGUUUCUUUCAAAAUGCU